UCUCUCUCUCUCUCUCUCUCUCCCUCACUCUCUCUCUCUCUCUCUCUCUCUCUCUCUCUCUCACACACACACACACACACACACAAGCGCAUUUAUACCUUAUUGCACUUUCGAAGAGAUACGCAGUCACACCCCUUAUCGCAGUACGCCCCCGAUAUACGCAGGCGAGCAAUAACACUUCAGGAGUUUGAUGCAACCUCGCAGAACGUAAUGGAGAGCACAUAAUCGGUCAAACAGACGGCUUCUGCUCCAGGAGUUGCACCCAGAGAUCGCGCAUAUCCUAAACGACUGCUGCUGCUGCUCACUACGACAUUAUGGGUGAACACGGAUUAUAGUCUGUCUACCCAGGCCCAAAACAUCAAGUUAUGGGCUCCUGGGCACGAAUGUCUGGUGGGCUACCUGGCUACCUUUUUCAGGAGGUGGUAUAGUCUGAGGCAUAAAAGUAGAAGAGCCUCUUUAAGAUGACACGGACUUAUCCUCCUGACAUAAUUGUAUCAACCCUUUAUCAAGACAUCACAAUUAGCCCAGACUGUGGGCUCACCAAGUGUUCUCCCUCCACUAAAGAAUGUGAUUCCCAAAUGGUUGGAACACAAAAUCAAAACUUUGAAACCAUCAACAAAAGACAUUGCCGUAGCUUUGACUUCAUUGAGUCACUGGAUGAUCCAAACACCUUUUCUUCAUCCAUGGAGUGUCCUUACACAGCAGAGCGUCAGACAGUAAAUAAAGAUGGUGCAUGGAAUGAUAUUGGGCAGCAGGGCCACCUUCGUUUUUCCUCUCCUGAUCUUUUUAACACAAAACUGUCUCAACAACAGACCAGCACUGACAAAACCAAUGAGUCAGUACGGAAUAGUCUUCAAGGCAAAACUCGGUCAAAAAGUGUGCCCAAAGUUCGAGCCACUCUUACCCCUGUACCCAUUAUAGUCUCACAACCUUCACCAAGGUGGGGGCAAUCUCCAGUGUACCACCAAAAAAAGCCUGAAGGGUUUUCCCAAACCCGAGAGCCAUCUCUUAAUAUAAAUCGGGCUUUGGUUAACGAGGUGCACCCUAUUAAGCUGCAGCCUCAAACACCCCUAUGUGUCUCUGAUUCUUUUGAAGAGAACAGACAGGACAAGCUAGCCAACUCUCCUCAUGUUAGAUAUCGAGUAGAUAUCAAACCAGAUGCAGCAGUUCUCGAGCACACCACAAGGAAACUACCUGCUGCCAGAAAUGACAUGCCUUGGCAGCGUUAUUCCACAUCGAGCUUCAGGAGUAUGUCUGUGCCUCGCCAAAUGCCCACCUCCAGAACACCCACUCCCAGUGAGUGUUACAGCAUGGACUGCAGACCAACUUAUCAUUAUCCAAACUGUAUACCUGGUGGCUACAUUCAACCUGCACAUAUUUCUUUAGGUGGGACUUCACUCAGAGAUUCAAGGGAGUACAGAACUCUGUCUAACCCAAACAUUCCAACAAAAUUCUUUUAUACAGAAGAUCCCACCAGGUAUCCAGUCCAGCCACCUGGUAGAACCUGUUUUCAAGAUGACCAGUACAGUACUAAAAGUAGCAACAACCAAAACCCCUCAGUCAGUGGUCAGUAUGUAAAUGACCCAAGGUCCAGAUGGGUUUUUACAAUGCCAGUGCGUACAUAUUAUGCUGAUUCUCGCCAACAACCAUUGGAUGCAUACUACAAUAGACCAUACUCAAUGAGUGAGCCCAGAACACACUUUAUGGCUGCACCACAGACAAGAGCAUACUGUAGAGAAAGUGCAAGAACGUAUGCUUUCCCCACUGACCAUUCUAAGAUUUUCUACUCACAGUCUUGCCAUUCCCCAGCAGAAUACUCUAUUCCAGUGACAGCAUACCAUGCAGAGGGGCGACAGAUUCCCCAUAUUUCUCAAGUGGUUCCAGAUGACUGGUACCGAUCAAGCAUAGCCACAUAUUCCAGUCAAUACCCAUCUUCACAGGUGACACCACAGAAAACUCCAGCAAUGAGCCGUUGGGAUGUCAAUCACUUUACUGAGCCUAGUCGAUUAGGAGGAGAUGUCAGGAAUUACUCAAAGUCUUGGGAGAACAUUCUUAUUCCACAUAUGGAGAAGGAGCAUACGGUUCCACGAGGCAGGAGCUAUGAGAAUCUUUAUCAGCAAGGGAAGGAAAGAGUUUCCCCUGACAACAGACAAAACCCCGUCAUAAUUAACCUCUCAAGUUCACCAAGACGGUAUGCUGCUUUGUCCCUCUCUGAAAAUUCUUUGGAGAAAUAUGCUAGUGACAGAACUGGCAUGGGAUGCCAUUGGUUUGUAACACCAGAGAUUACCAUUACAGACAAUGACAUUUGUCCAGGUAACAGCAGAAAAAAAAACAAGGACUCAGUCAGCUGGGAUAUGACAAAUGGUAGACAGAGUCAAAAUGCAAAUAAUCAUAAUCUUGUGAGACCUUCAGAUCCAUCAGAACCCUCAGAGAGAAAGCACAAUAACAGUUCCUUGCAGCAGAGCCUUGAACAACUGGAUGAGUUGUUAGCUGAUUUAGUCAGUGAUUACAAACCUCAAAACGGUAGGCAGUCCAGUGAGGGCUUGAUAGACCGGCUCAAACUGUUGAUUAAUGAUGAUGAGGUAAAGGGAGAGGAGGUAAUAGAUCAAGAAGACUCUGGACUUUUAAACACUCAAACAAAUUCUACCAAGACCAGCCCAGAUACCGUUAAAGAUCCAGACAGUGGUUGUGGGGGGUUUCAGAGAAGUGCUGAGGACAUAUCGAUCAACCAAAGUGCAGAUGAAGAUGAUUCUAUGGUGUGCUCCAACAGCAGAUGCCGGCAUAAGGAAACUCUGUUUAAUGCCAGCUUGUAUUUCAAAUCCUGCCAUAGUUGUUACACUUAUUAUUGCUCCAGAAACUGCAGACGGGAGGAUUGGGAUACUCACAAAGAGAGCUGCCUGUAUGGUCGCAUCAGUAGUAUUUGUAGGCAUAUCCUGAAACAUUGCAGAGAGAACUCUGAGAUUCAUAAAUCUUUCUCACGAAUUGCUAAAGUAGGCUACCUGUCUCGAGGCAGAGGGAUCCUGUUCAUAGGUUUCCAAAAUCCUGCUUCUGCAAAUAACUUUCUCCAAGUUGGACUUGAGAGCAUUGCUAUGUCUCCAACGUAUCUGUCACUCAGAGAGUUGGAGAGUUUCAAAGACAGCCUUAGGGAGUACUGUAAGGAACUCCGAGAUGCAGGCAAGGAGUAUGAUCCCAGUGAAUGUUUCCUUUUGAAUGUGUCCAUAGCUAUUGGUGACUUAGUGCCUAACAGACCUUCACCCAGAUUACAAGCAGCAACAGUGCGCAAAUAUGCCAAGGUGUCAUUGGCAUCGUCAAGCCCAGAUAAAAAGGUUUUGAAGAAAGAAAAUGACAUGGAGACACUAAUUCUCACCCCUCCACCUGGGACAUCUGAUAUUGACAAAGAGGGACAAGAGGGCAGGAAAGCACGAGAAAUCUGUUUCAUUAAUAUCCAAAAGGAACUCAGAACAAGAGGUGUCUUCCUUCGCCAUGAGUUUCCACAAAUAUACAGCAAGCUUUGUGAGUUUGUAGAGAACAACAAAAGGUUCACUCCCACAACCAUCUAUCCUAUAGAUAAGAGAACAGGGAAACAAUUCAUGUGUAUGAUCAUGGCAGCCUCUGAGCCAAGAACACUAGACUGGAUUGGUGCGCCACACCUACUAGAUGACAUUAUAUAAGUCUCUGCACUUCUGUGGUAUCCAGUAGUUGCAAAGGGCUUUAUCUUCAUCUAUGGAGCAUAUUUUGUGUAUAUAAUACAGAUGUAUGUAAAUAUGUAUUUUAUUACUGUAAAACGUUAUUAGAAUUUGCUCUCCUGACACAAUAUUAUGCUUAGAAAAUGCUUGUGGGAUGCACUUUGCAGAAAGAUACUCUAUAAUGAAAAGCUGACAUGAGCAUCUGUUUUGUUUCUUAAUGCAUAAAAUAACUUAUUUAUUGUUUAUUUGUCCAUUAAGUUACAGUGAUUUAAAUAUAACGACACAAGAACUUUGUCAAGUAUACAAGUCAUCAGUUUUAACCUCUUGAGUACACACGUGCAUGUAAUGAGUGCCAGCUGUCAGACCGCCCGUUACUAAAACGAAUCAUCAUAUCAAAGAGCUGACACUCUGAACAAAUUGUAAUUUCAGAGAGUUUGUAACUCUAUAGCCAAUGAUGCAACCAAGGCCAGAUGAUCUUUAUGUGCCCGGGAGGCCCUAACAUUAUGUAUUGCCAUAUUUAUCCAAAUUGGUGGUCAAAUGAGCCCACUGAGCAUUUUCAUACAUGCAGCAGAGCAUGGUAGGACAUUAUAGCCUGGCUACUCAAUACUUCAUGAAUACUUCUUGAAAUUUAACAAAGACAUACAAUGAAUGAAGUCAGGAGCCAGAUUUCUGUUCUUCUAACUGAAUUCUUUUAACCAAGAUAUUCAUUGUUUUAAAGCAGUUCUAAAAACAUAAUAUAUUUAUGUGAUUUGUAUCUAUUGUAUAGUAUAAAUAUUGUAUUUUAUUUGUUCUAUAGGAUAAAUAUAUUCUGUUAUAUAGUAUUUUUACUGGCCAAAACACAUCUAGUGCCAAAUGAAAUAUUGAUAUAUGUAUCACUCAAGCCAAAAGUGUUUAAUGCUAAACUCUUAAUUAUUGUGAUAUUACUCUACAGCGAAUUUAAAAAGCAUGACACACAGACUGAUAUAAGAAACACAAAUUAUGUAAGCAUACUGUACUAUUUAUAAAUUAACAUAUAUUUGUAUCGAACAUAGUUUAAGUCUUUAUUCUAUUACAUAGACCUGUAAGUUUCUUUCACACUUCUGUUCACAUUUACUGUACCACUUUAAAAUGGUUGGUGUUGAAUAUUUUAUUUAAUUGAAAGAUAAUACAGUUUACAUUUUAGUCAUAUAUGACAAAUGAUACAAUUAAUAUUUAAUAUAUUUAAUAAUCAUUUUAUUCAGUUAUGUACAGUUUUAUGUGGUGGUUUCACCCAUGUAAUACACAUAUGUAAACACAUCUAUUAUAUGUAUGCAGAGGUAAUGUAAUCUGAUUAUGUGAGUGUUUGUGUGUGUGUGUGUGUGUGUAUGUAUACAAACACACAGGCACGCACACACACACAGGCACAUAUAUAUAUAUAUAUAUAUAUAUAUAUAUAUAUAUAUGUGUGUGUGUGUGUGUGUGUGUGUGUGUGUGUGUGUGUGUGUGUGUUGCAGAAUUGUCAUAUUGUAUUUACAUAGUUACAUGAUGCAAUUUUGUUUGUUCACUAUGUUCAAUAAUUAAAGUCUCUUGAACUGUUAAUGCAUUUUCAUUAAAGAAUAAGUACAAAGCAUUUAAAUAAUUGUUCUCCCAUGAAUGUAAAAUGACCAUAUAACUGCUGGGUGUUGAUGGCAUGACACAACCUAAACAGGGUGUUUCAUCCAUUCCUAUCUUGUCAACACAAGCAAAGACUAAAACAUAACCUGAAUAACAGGAAUAAAGCCUGCUAAUAUAGUUGGGACACAAGUUAAAUAUAAUUUAAGAAGACUUUUGAUUUCGAUUUCCAAAUGCCUGGAAUCGAGUUGUAGCAGUCAGAAAGGGCCAAAAUGAUAGUGAUUCUAGGUGUUACUAAUGAUCAUUAUAGGUUAAACAAAGACUAAAAUAAAUCUCAGCUUUAGAUAAUGUGAUUUAUUAUACAGGAGAAAUAUGUUCCAAAAACAACGACAGAUUGAUACGUAUAGAUAUAAGAAAUCCUGCCUCUAUUCUCCAGUUGUUGAGCACACACUGUAACCUCAGUUAUCCAUAUAUUACAUCCAUACAUUAUCCAUAUAUUAAUACUUGUAAUAAUAUUAAUACCACAUAUAUAACUUUUUUUUUAAUAACAUCCAUUAUAUUUUCUGUAAUACAAAGUCAGCCCUCCACACACUGGCUUCCAAUGCUGCUUGUCCUUAAACAGUUAAAUACAGAUGAACUGAUUAGUACCAGCCCUGCAAUGGACUGGCAACCUGUCCAGGGUGUAUCCUGCCUUCCGCACGAUGACUGCUGGGAUAGGCUCCAGCACCCCCCCCCAUGACCCUGAGGGAGAAGCGGCUCAGAAAAUGUGUGUGUGUGUGCGUGUGUGUGUGUGUGUGAUUAGUACCAGUGUAAUUUCAACUGGUCCCAGUACAUUCAAUUUGCUGACAAAUGCAUGACAACUUUUGCACUAAUGGCAAUUUGUUUUAAUUUAUAAAACUAAUAAUCCCUACAAAUACAUUACUGUUGUGGCCAAUAAUUUCAGCACCCUCCAUAAAUAAAUGAAUAAAUGAAAAAAAAAACAAAAGUAUAAAAAGGCAUAUUCGGUUUCACUGGUGCACAGGACACUGUGGAUCAGAACAAGGUUUAAAAAAGGCCUCAAAGCUUCACUAGCAUCUAAGAGGCCUUGGACGAGGCUGUUAUGGUGGGACACACAUAUACACAAAGGCAUCUUUUUUAGCAGUUUCAUCAACCUCACACAGUCUUUGACUUGAGCUUCCAACAAAUUAUGCACAAAGAGGUUAAUUUAGUUGCGCCCUGUCUGUGCUAGACAUCCUAAUUCUGAUUGUUAUGUGGGAAAAUGUGAUGUUAGCCUCUUCUAAACAAUAUGAGCAGAGGAAAUGCCAAAGUGCAACAAUCUCUCAAUCGAAGUGACUAACAUUGUCGCAUUCAUGCAGGAGCAUAUAGGUAAAAGCAUAAAUACAUUAACAAAAUGUGCAGACAUUCCCCUUUACAACAAAUAUUUGUGACUCAGCAUUUACAUUAAUAAAAAAAGAAAACUCUAAAAGCACUGAAAAGUCAUAGAUUGUGAAUAAGAAACUCUACUUAAGCCAUAUACAAGAUGCUCCUAACACACACACACACACACACAUAUAUAUAUAUAUAUAUAUAUAUAUAUAUAUAUAUAUAUACUCUAUGCUUAAAUUUUUACCCGCCGAAUCUAUAUUUAAAUGCACUUUGAAAAAGAAUAAUUCAUUUGGGUGUGCUAAUUUGGCUCUGAUGAUAUAUCCAUCCAUCCAUUUUCCAAGCCGCUUCUCCGUCAGGGUCGCGGGGGGGUACUGGAGCCUAUCCCAGCAGUCUUCGGGCAGAAGGCAGGAUACACCCUGGACAGUGAUGAUAUAUUUAUGCAUAAAAUAUAUUCUAUUUAUUUUAUUUCAUAAUAAAACUAUACUUAUGCAAAGCAUAUCAUAGGAGCAUUUGUUACUGCUGUGUUAAUAUCAAUGAAGUAUGCUUAAAAUACAUACCGGUAUGUCAAUUUUGUGUUAAAACAAGGUUUUACAUCAAGUUAUGCUAACUGUACUUUUAUGUUAAAACUACUUUACGAAAAAGGGUAUUUAUUUAGUGUUAGAACUGUGCUUCAAUGAAGAAUACGACAGCCUUUGUCUUUCCCUUGCAGCUGCAAAGCAGGGAAUAGUUCAGUCUAACCCUACAGCAGCCAUGACAUCAUGUCUAAGCUGUGGCCACUCAUUAGGAUCUCGUUCCCAUGUCUUACUAAAUUGUGGCCAUCACUUUAUUAUCUUGUUCCCAUGCCUUACUAAGUUGUGGUAUUUUUAUUUAAACAGGAUGCCACCAGCAUCAGAUUCUUGUUCAUUUUGCACUUUUAUCUUAUUUGUGUUAAAAAGUGCCUGCGUAGCCUUGCAUCUGUAUUCUUAGUCUCUAUUCUUUGUCCCUCUGUGUGUUAAACCAUAUAAGAAGUGUUAGCCGUUUAUAAACAAGCUUUGUAUUUUGUGACUGCAGGUUGCAUAGCUUUAAAAUAUAUAUUCAAUUAAAUAUUAUGCUGACGGUAUGUAAGUUUUCAUAACCACCACAGCAUUGUAUACAGUAGCCAGUCACUCCUGUACUGUUAUACCUUAUUGAGCUUUAAUGGCAUUACUCACACUGUAUUUUGUUAUUCUUACUUUUUCUUAUCGUUUCAUUCCUAUUCAUCAGUGCAUGAAUGUGCAGAUCAAUAAAGCACUGGAGCUUCAA
Pygocentrus nattereri (red-bellied piranha) is the source of this 7901-nucleotide messenger RNA. Its product is annotated as un-named hu7912. The transcript has 3 exons. Bases 462 to 3671 code for a protein of 1069 amino acids. Gene Ontology annotation, biological process: cell-cell junction organization. Lineage: Eukaryota; Metazoa; Chordata; Actinopteri; Characiformes; Serrasalmidae. The record is from RefSeq and is a predicted model, not a curated record. Gene Ontology annotation, cellular component: apical junction complex; plasma membrane.